AUGCCAGCUAUCGGCAUCGACUUGGGAACAAUCUUCUCGUGUGUAGGCGUUUUUGAAUGUGAAAGGGUGGAGAUCAUUGCUAAUGAACAAGGCAACCGUAUAACGCCAAGUUAUGUAGCCUUUACGGAGAAAGAAUGUCUCGUCGGCGAUGCUGCAAUGAAACAGGCAGCAAUGAAUGCCACCAAUACAGUGUUUGACGUGAAGCGACUGAUGGGAUGUCGUUUCAACGAUGAGGCAGUACAGGAGUGCAUUAAACACUGGCCAUUCAAGGUGGUCGAUGUGGAUGGGGUAUUGAAGGUGGAGGUGCAAUUUCGUGGUGAGACAAAGCAUUAUUGUCCGGAGGAGAUCUCAGCCAUGGUGCUUUCGAAGAUGAGGUCGAUUGCAAAGCGGUAUUUGUGUGAGGAUGUGACAGAUGCAGUGAUCACAGUGCCGGCGUACUUCAACGUGAACCAGCGUCGGGCCACAAUAGAUGCGGGGAAAUUGGCGGGUUUGAGAGUGAUGCGUCUCAUCAACGAGCCGACCGCAGCUGCCAUCGCCUACGGCAUAGACCGACGCAGCGAGAAGCGGCGCAACGUGCUCAUCUUAGAUCUGGGCGGUGGCACAUUGGAUGUGUCCAUUCUGUCAGUUGAGAAUGGCAAGUUCGAUGUGAAGGCGGUUGGUGGUGACACGCAUUUGGGCGGACAGGACUUUGAUUCUCGAGUGGUGAAUCACUGUUUGAAAAUAUUUACAAAGGAUCACCCAGGAAGAGAGUUGGAAUCAAACGCAAAGGCCAUGAGUCGUCUGAGGAAGGCGUGUGAGGAAGCGAAGAGGACGUUGUGUUCGGCCCAGUACACCAAUGUAAGCGUGGAGUCAAUGUGUGGAGACAUCGACUUUGAUUUGCGCAUUACGAGAGCCCGAUUCGAGGAGCUGUGCGCGGACCUCUUUACCAGAACAAUGGAUGCGGUGAAGAGGGCGUUGGAUGAUGCCAAUGUGGACAAGGCGGACCUUCAAGAGAUAGUGCUAGUUGGUGGGUCAACACGAAUGCCCAGGGUGGAGAAGAUGCUGAAGGAGUACUUCGGUGACAUUAAGGUGAACAAUUCCAUCGAUGCAGACCAGGCAGUGGCUUAUGGUGCAGCACUGAUGGCGUCCAAGUUGGCUGGUGUGAAGUCGGAUAAGGUGGAGGAUUUGAUGCUGUUGGAUGUGACUCCUCUGUCUCUGGGUAUGGAGACAACGGGUGGGAUAAUGACGACACUGAUCAAGCGAAACACCAAAAUCCCAACAAAGAGGACCAAGUUCUUCUCCACGUGUGUGGACAAUCAGUCAACUGUCUUAGUUCAGGUGUAUGAAGGUGAGCGUGCAAUGGCGAAGGACAACAAUCUGUUGGGCAAGUUCCAAUUGACAAGCAUCCCACCUGCUCCACGUGGCAAACCUCAGAUUGAAGUGACCUUUGAGGUUGAUGUGAACGGCGUUCUCAAAGUGUCCGCGGUGGACAAGGGGACAGGAAAGCAGAACAACAUCACCAUCGACGAUACGGGUCGUCUGUCCGAAGAGGAGAUUGAGCGGAUGCUGAAUGAUGCAGAACAGUUCAAGCAGGUGGAUGAGAUGGAGAGGGACAGGAUGGAGGCGAAGAUCAAAUUGGAGAAGUACAUCUUCAGCAUAAUAUCAGAAGUUGAUACCAAGGAGGUGAGACGAGUGUCGUCAGAUGAGCAUGUGGAAAAGGUGCUUGAGGAGUGCAAUGCAGUACUCCAGUGGGCGGACGCCGAUCAAGACGCCACAAAGGAGGACUACGAGCAAAAGCGCAAAGAGCUGGAGACUAUCCGCACCAUUAAGAGCCAUUUGUAA
Molecule: messenger RNA, 1821 nt
Organism: Hydatigera taeniaeformis
Lineage: Eukaryota; Metazoa; Platyhelminthes; Cestoda; Cyclophyllidea; Taeniidae
Source: the annotation of a GenBank genome assembly